Molecule: messenger RNA, 1299 nt
Organism: Stylophora pistillata
Lineage: Eukaryota; Metazoa; Cnidaria; Anthozoa; Scleractinia; Pocilloporidae
Product: AN1-type zinc finger protein 2A
Cellular component (GO): cytoplasm
Molecular function (GO): zinc ion binding
Source: RefSeq, a predicted model, not a curated record
GCUUAUAUGAAGUAACAAUUUAACUUUAAGUUGAAUCACUUAAGAAUCUUACAUCGACUCGAAUAUCGACCCUUACUAGUUUAAUUUGUAAUCAUGGAAUUUCCGGAAUUAGGAGCAAACUGCGCUCUUAAUGCCUGUAAACAACUAGAUUUCCUUCCCAUGAAAUGUGAUGCGUGCUCCAAGUUGUUUUGUAAGGAUCAUAUCAAGUAUACAGACCACAGUUGCGAAAAUGCCUACAAAAAGGACUUUCAAGUACCAGUUUGUCCAUUAUGCAACAAAGCAGUACCUGUACCCAGAGGGGAACAACCUGACAUAAAGGUUGGAGAACAUAUUGACAGAGAUUGCCAGUCUGAUCCAGCAGUGGCUAAAAGAAAGGCAUACCAAAAUAAGUGCUCUCUCAAAGGAUGCAAACAAAAAGAGCUCAUUCCUGUUAGGUGUGAAUCUUGUCGGCAAAACUUUUGUCUCAAACACAGACAUGAGCGAGAUCACAACUGCUCUGGGGUUGUAAGGGGUGCAACUGGAAAUAAAACAAGUGCUUCCUUGAAAGCAGGAGAAGCUGCAGCCAUCAGAGCAAAGAAUGUGGCUUCAUCAUCAAAAACACAUAAGAGACCACAGCAAACAUCGUUGUCAUCAAUAGGAAGAGACUUAGACAGGUCCAGACGGGAAAGACAGACAAGUACUCCAAAUCCACAACCCAUUCCACAACCAGCAUUGAGUGAGGAUGAGGCCUUAGCCUUAGCUAUACAAGCUUCUCUACAAGAUCAGCCAAAGACAAAGUCAUCCAGUCCACCACAGACAACACAAGAAGAGGAAGACCGAGCUCUAGCACGAGCCCUGGCAGAGUCUGAAAGAGAGGAGCAGAACAGAAGACGACAACAGGAGCAACAAAAGAAAUCAGAUUGCCGUGUCACAUGACCCCUCAUCUUACCAGAAAUUCUAAGUUGCAAUGUAGAAAGAAAUUGAUUAUUCUAAAUUCAAUUAUAACUACAAGUGGCUACAGUUUCCACUUGAUGUAAAUGUACCAGAAUUCCAACCAACAGCUAUUAUAUUAUUAACUAAAUUAUGGUGGGCUGGCAGUUUACUUUUUCCAGAAUGUAAAGCACAUGUAAAAUACUUCAUGAAAUUUAAUGUGAAAUAAUUUUUAUUUAACAUUUUAUUAGCAACUUGAUAGCCUUUAAUGAUUGAAACAAUGUAAAUGAAUAAUGUAAAUCCAACUUUAGAGGCAGUUGUAACAAUAUUAGGUUUUAGUAGCUAUUUGAAGACAAAAGUUCUAGAAAUAAAGUGUUUUAUAACAGCGAA